Messenger RNA from Ctenopharyngodon idella (grass carp), 6316 nucleotides. RefSeq names its product SOGA family member 3a (gene mtcl3a). Lineage: Eukaryota; Metazoa; Chordata; Actinopteri; Cypriniformes; Xenocyprididae. The record is from RefSeq and is a predicted model, not a curated record. Bases 2767 to 5778 code for a protein of 1003 amino acids. The transcript is spliced from 7 exons.
AUAGUUUAAAUUAUAUGUAUUAGCAUUGUGUCCUGAUUAUCUGAAUAUUUAUAUAGAAUAUGAAAGCUUUAUUUUUUGGACUGUUAAAGAUGUUAAAACAUCUGAGCAUCAUACAUUAGUAAAAAAAAAAAAAGAUUUGUCGGUGCUUCUUUGCAGCAUGUUUAUUCUCAUCGAGAAUCAUUUCCCCUGUUCUCUCAAGAUCCCUCAGUUGGCCUUAUGGGUCUUUGGAGAUGAAAAAGUUGUUACAUUAUAUGUGAUAAGUGUCCUGGAUCUAAGUAUCAUCUUUUAACAGAUGACAAAGGGAACCCUCUUUCUGAAUCUCCAGUGCAUUUUUUAAAGUACAUGUAACUCUUUUGGCAUCAGGCUGUAAAACACAUUUGAAAUGUGAUAUAUAUUUCUAUUGUUGUUUUCCCUUACAAAAUAGAAGUAUACUUCAAGUUAAUUUUAUUAAGUGUACUUAAGUAAUGUUCAAGUAUAUUUUUAAGUAUACUUUAUAUGGUAAGUAUACUAAUAUCAAUGUACAAGUAGUAUACUUGUAAGUGUACUAUUUCAAUACAGCUUGGGACUAAAUUGGCCCACUUUUAGUAUAUAAAAAGUAUACAUUUAAGUGUACUAUAAAUAUAACAGUAGUAAACUUUAAGUACACAACUAGUUCACAACUGUUUCUCAUUUGUACUGAAUCUGUACUACAAGUGAACUUAUAAGUAAACUAGUAGUUUACUAUUUUAAUACUUGUAGCACAUUUUUUAGUAUAUGAAAGUACACUUUGAAGUAUACUCUCAGUAAACUACUAGUUUAGUAGUUUUACACUGCAAGUAUACUUGUAAGUUUUCUUUAAGUUAACAUAAUAUCAUACGGACAGUUUACUAUUUGUAUAAUAUUUUUGCAUUUUAAGUAUACUACUAUUUUCCUAUUUAGAUAUUAUUUUUUAAUACUUGAAAUAUACCUUUAACUGUACUUUAACUCUUUCCAUUUUAAAAACAUUUUAUUCUAGCUUCAUGCAUCCUUUUUUAUCAACACAUGAACGUGGCUGUUUCAUAAAAAAAACCCAACAUUUUAAACAAAAGGCUGAGAAAAUCGCAUUUUUGUGAAAGACUACGUCCGGAUGGGAUUCAGAACGAUGAUCAAAACACAGAUGGAGUAGAUUGAGUCCGUCAACACCUUCGAAGCUUCACAGUCGUUUCCUCUUCAUGGCUUUAACAUUUCAUUUUGUAACGUUAGGCAGUUUUGAUUGCAUAAAAUUGAUGAUCGCGUUAUUUUACAUUUGCCUUAGCAAUUUUCCAACACUUGUUCAGAAGAAGUGUAAUAGCACCCCCUACCGUAUGACAGUGAAAACAUGGAUAGCCGAGAAAUUCAGUCAGUGGCGUGGAAAUAGUAAUGUAGAUUAUUAUGUGGACUAGUCUACACAAAAAUUCAGAUACUCAGAAUUAUGAACAUCUGUUUUCUUUAUAAAUCAAUAUUUUCAAACAAUGUAAGUUUAUAAGACAGUAUGUAAAAAAGUAUUUAAUAGGCUACUCAAUCAAGAGACUGAACACAACUAGAAACUUAAAAAUUCUUAAUUAUACUUUUAAGUAUAUCUUGAUCAAAAGAUUGAGUACAAGUAUACACCAAAUAAACUUAAACUUUUCUGUAAGUACAAGUCGAGUAUAGGCUACUUAAGUGCAAUUUUAAGUAUAUUUCUGAGACGUACAUAAAAAAGUAGUAUAUUUUAGUUUAAAAGAAGUAUACUAAUAGCACACUUUAAUAAACUUUUUCGUAAGGGUUAAUGGUUGAAGAUCACAGUUAUGAUGACUAUCUACUGUACACUGUAAACAGUGAAUAUGGGCAGCUGUUGUUUCCUACUUUUCCACUGAUUGUGAACCUUAAAAAUGAAGAUUCUUACUGUUUCUGUUGAGAUGUUUGUGUUCUCUGUCUUUUUUGAUUCUCGUGGUUAUCAUGAAAGGGAAUAUAGUCUUUGCUUGCCUGUUGUGAGGUAUAGUCGAGUGAAACGGCUUCUCGAACAAGAAAAAAUGUUGGGCGGGACUUGAUUUUGUCCAUGGGGAAUUGAUUGGAUGGUUGUAGUUUGCAAUUGGUCGAUGUCGCGUAAGUGACAGGUUGCUCCGCCCUCGCGCCAGAGAGAUGUGCUUUAGAGGGAGGGGAAGUUAUUUUGAAUAAAGAUUAUGUAAAAAUGAAUGUAAAAAGUAAUGAUGUGCACGGAUAAAUCAUUUAUACUGCAGUAUUCCAUUAAAAAAAAUAAGAGUUGUCAUUUUUGAUUUAAUGGUGACUUUAAAGUUGGACGCUGAAUGACUCGCGCUCAACAGAUAUGCCUACAACAUAGUUACAGAGGUAAAAAUACAUGCGAACUCUUACAUCAGUGAGCUCAGAGUAUUUUAGGCUGUUGACUCUGAGUGUCGGUGUCAUUUUCAGUCUGAAGCAGAGUAAGCUAAUGGAUAACUUCAAUAUGCAGUUCACUAGCUUAGUUUAGUAAAGAAAAAUAAUGUAGAGUGAGAAUUUAUAACCUGAAGGAUGCACAGUAGUUGAGAGGAUACUAUACUAUUUUCAGUGUGAAUUCGGCGUCUCCGGAGAAUGACAGGCUGACCUUGUCGUCCUUUAUUGACAUGGAAGGAACAAAUGCGCCCGGCGCAGAGAGCGCAGGCUGGGCUGCGGAGGAGAUGGCAGAAAUGGCUGGUUUCGGAUAAUCAAUAGUGUGUUUUUUCACGGGGGACUGUAACCGCAAAUAAUUUUUAAAAAAAGAAAAAGAGAGAGGCUGUUAUUCGUGACUGAAAGAUGUGGAAUGCGUUUGGAAAUGGAUCAAGCGGGUAUGUGAGCAAGGCGCAAGGCUGGGAGUUCGUCCCGUGCUCUCGUCUAGAGAGGCCGGGUAAGAAGGUCCAGAGUCCCGCCCGGGUUCGAUCGUUCCCGAGCAACCUUCUGGAGCAGCUUCCACCUGGACCUGCUGCUGCUGCAUCCGAUGCGACUCGCGGACAAACUCCGAGUCAGGAGCUACAAAGUCCACACACACGCCUAAAAAAGAAAUUCGAGGACUUUAAAAAGCGCUACGAUCACGAGAAAGAGGAGUGGAGAAUGGAGAAGGAAAUGCUUUUGAGACAAGUUGCUGAUAUACAAGGUGGAGAGAACAGAAGGAUAUUGUUGGAUCUGAAGUGUGUUUUAGAAGAGGUGCAGUCGGGGGUGAAGCGUCAAGAAAGUAAACGGGGUGAGCUGGAGCUGCAGUACAUUCAGGAUCGAUGCGCGUGGGAACUGGAGCGAUCAGAGCUGAAAAGGCGCAUUACUCAGCUAGAAGUGCGGGGAUGUAGCGUGUUGGUGGAGACUGUGAGGAGUGAAGAACCAGGGGACACUCUGAAGCGGGAAAGAGCGGAACAAAAGAGGCUGCUGGCAGACACUCACAGUGCAGCGAUGGACCUCCGCUGCAGGCUGGAGAGCAGUGAGAGGGGCUGGGUGAAGGAAAAAUCUGAGCUGCUGGAACGCUUUGAGACUGAGAGGAAGGAGUGGGAGAACCAGCUCAUGGAUAUGCAGCGGAAGAUUGAGGAGUUGUACAAUGAAGUGAAGGCUCACCGUACAGGAAGUUCUCUCAGACCGUUUACUGAUGGACAAAAUGCACUAAGGCUCAGCUCGUGUUCUGCCAGCACUUUGUCAAGUGAAGUAACUUAUCCCUCAGACGCCCAGAGCAAUGAAUAUUCUGAGGCUCCAACCCAGCAAAGCAAUGCCAGCAUCGACUCCCAAACAAGUCAACUCAGUCACAUCACCAGUGAAUCCAGUGAACAGUGCAACAGCGAGCAAAGCACACUAUUAAAUCAGCAAGGUACUGGUGAACAACAGGCUAUAGACACUGCAGAGCUGGAAGAAAUCCUGGAAAGCUGUUUGAAAUUGAAAAUGGGGAACAAGACCUGCUUUUCUGGACAAGAUGUCCUCCUUAACCCUUUCAGAAGAUUUCAGAGCAUGGAAAUAACCUGUGGAAGUGACAAAAAGAAGAACAGUACUGCCCUUAAUGCGGCACUUAAGGAAAUUGCCCGUGUGAGUGAAGAACUCUGUAGCUACCAGGAUGAAAUGAGAAAGUGGCCUGAUAUAAAGAGAAGCCGCAGCGAGUCGAUGUUUUUUCCGAGAGAGGCUGAGUUGGUGGAGAGGGUAAAGGAUAAUCUGGAAAUGGAGGACACAGUUUUGUAUUUGAAAAACAUGAGUGAAGACCUCAAAUCCCUUGAUGAGCAAUACUGGAUGAACUGGGAAAGUUGUAACAUGGAAUCACAGCAAAGUGAUGCUAAGCCACCAGACAACAUAAGACAACAAGCCCCGCCCAUACCAGCCCGUAGUACAUCUUGGUACCUUAGCAGUCCUUCAGCUUCAGAAGUAGAGUCCAGUGGUACAGAGCAAUUGUGCCAAUGGCCAGGAACCCAUCCGGACAGAAAAUACACCAGCCCCGCAAUUGUACGAAAAUUUGAGGCGAUGCUUCAAGAAAAUGAGGGGAAAAUUCUGACCGACUCUGGGAAUGUAGCCUGUAGCGGUCCUGUUGAUUCCAAGUGCAAUAUCAGUUGCUGCCAGAGCCGCUGGUCCUGUGAUGGAAGUAGAUUUGGCAGCAACAAGUCAUCCAGAUAUGUACCGGUUAAGAGAUGCCUCUCCAACAUUGACAUUGCUGCUGCAGCCACAGAUCGCAGUCUAAACCAACCAGAUGCCGAGAGCAAAAAUGAUCUCAAAAGUGCAUCUCAUCCCAUGAACCUGCCUCAAGAUUCUGUUGCAUCAAUAGACUUUAUUUCACCAUAUCCCAGCGAUACAGCUACUUCCAGAAAUGAGAGACUUGAGCAGAAAACUGCAGAGUUCAACCGUACGCUCUUCCAGGCAGGAAUGGGUCUUCGGUGUGGUGAGGACACUUCUAUGAAUGUUUCUACUGAUUGUUCUCCAAGUCUACCAGAGGUCGUAUCAAAGGACACAUUUACAGAGAGCCCAUCAAUGUAUGUUGAAGACAAUCUAAAGGUUGUGCUCUCGGAUCUUGUGCCACAGUGCCCAAAAGAGGAGGGAAGAAGAAAGGAAACAAAGGACCUUGUCUCUAAGUCUUCAUCUCCACAGCAGGAAUGUAUUUUACAAGAAGACGUUGAAGUUAAACCUUUCCAGACUAAACACACUACACCAACUUCAGUUGACCCAAGUGUUAGAGAAAAAUGUUUUGAAAUUAGUGCAAGUCCACCACAGCUGCAAAUCCAGACGGAAAGGUGCAGCAAAGCUGUGGAUGUUAAUACAGAUCAAUAUCAAGCAGUCAAAAAAUCCAAACAGGCAAAAAAGGACAUGUGUAGUAGCACCAGAUCUCGUAUUUUAGACGAAAAUCCAUGGAAGCCCUCUACACUAGCAGCCUAUCCUCGUCCAGUGGAGUCUAGGUCCAACUAUGGAGCUGUUGAAAGGAUUCUCAAAAGUUACGAGGAUUUGGAGAGAUCUCGGGAGCAGAAGCAGUCACAGCCACAGCCCAGUCCAGGGAAGGAGGAAGACCUCAUUGACCUCUUGGAAAUGUUGGAUAAGCGACAUGAGUCUACAUCCAGUCAGAAACUGACACACACACCGCACCACCAGGUCAUAGCCCACAAAGAGACACAUGUAACAGUGCAGCAAGGCAAAGAGUCCUCUGUAACUAUCAAGAAGAGCUUUUCACGACCCGUGUGUCCUGCAAAGAGACGUUUGCCCUCUCGUUGGGCUAGCCGCUCGUCCGUCUCAUCUGCAUCAUCUCCCUCACCCCCACCCACAGUCUUCACCCAGCGACAAACACUCACCUACUCCACCUAUCACACAGAGACAGUGAUCUAAACGGCCGUUAGAUGCAGUCCAAUGCCUUUACAGCUGUAAAUGUUGCCUGAUUACCUGUGUAAAUAAACACUGUGACUGUUCAAAUGAUGAUUUUGUGUACAUUUCCAUAAUUAUGAGCUCAAACUGCCUUUUUCAUUCUUUUGUUUACAUUUCAUUUCUAACAGUGUGACUUAAAAGUGCACAAAUGAUGUUUUCUGUUUUCAUAAACCAAACUGUCAUCACUAUUUUUUAUAGUUGUCAAUGUAGACUUGCUUUACAUGUGGCCUCGUGUGUGUGUGUGUGUGUGAGGUCUGAUGUCUGAUGUCUGAUUGAUAAUAUCGAAGUCUGUUUCACAUCAAAUCCAUUGUUAUACUUUUACCAACUUUUACCAACUUUAACCAAAAUGACUCUACAGAAACAAAUAGAUUCUAAGGUCAGUUUACGUGUUUAUCUGAUGUGAGACAUAUCAUUGAGACAAUGCCUUUGCAGUUCUUUUUCUUGUUAGUUAAUAUCACAAGUGUAUUCAGCAUUUAUAAAAAUAAAUAAAAUACUGACACUC